Messenger RNA from Sugiyamaella lignohabitans, 342 nucleotides. RefSeq lists its product as uncharacterized. Lineage: Eukaryota; Fungi; Ascomycota; Dipodascomycetes; Dipodascales; Trichomonascaceae. The coding region runs from base 1 to 342 and encodes 113 amino acids. The transcript has a single exon. The record is from RefSeq and is a predicted model, not a curated record.
AUGGGCAUAGACGUAUCUCAUCUUGUACUUGUAACCCUUGGUGACACCAGUGAUCAAGUUGGCGACGAGGGACUUAACAGUACGGAGGGUAGCAACGUGCUUUCUGUCACCGUGGUGGACAGUAAGACGGAUUUGCUUGUCGUUGACCUUGGUGAAGGUAACAUCAGCGUGACGGAGGUUCUUGACAAGAGUACCACGGGGACCAGUAACGGUGACGAUUCUGGACUUGAUGUCGACAGUGACGCCCUCAGGGACUUCAAGGACUUGAUCGGUUUGAAUGAACUUCAUUUUUGUGCUGUUAUGGGUACGAUGUCAAUACUACGUCGCUCGCUUAACGCUUAA